AUGUCAUCCGAAACACCAACAUCACCAUUUCUUGGAGAAUUUGCCAGCGUAAAUGUAUUCAAAGAUGAAGCUUGUUCGAAAGUAAUGAAGUUAAUUCGUACAUCAAACGAUUUGGCUCGUGCAAGUGAUCAUGAUUUUUUAAUGAGUUUUCAACCGUUGAGACGUCGAAUGGAUAAAAUAGCUGAGAAAAUACUUCACAAUGUCAAUGUAUUAUUACGUAAUGAAAAUUUAAAUCGUAAUUUGGGUGGUUCAAGUUGGAAAGAUGUUGAUCAUGAAGAGAAAAUUGAUAAAUUAAUUGAUAUUAACGAUAUUUUAUUUGAAAGAAUUUCAUCAUCAUUAGAUGAAGCAGCUGGUUUAAAGAAGGCUCCUGAAGUCAAAUUACUUGUACCAUCUAUUCGAAAUGUACCAGCAACAUGGAGCAAAAAUGAAGGUUUUGUACUACAAGAAAAAGUUCAACCAAUUCGUCAACGUCGUAGUCAUCCAGGUGUCUUUUCAUUAGCUCAACAAAAUAGUAAAAAUAUACCAAAAUCACAAUUAAAAUUUACGGAUAAAGUUGAUAAUAAUGUUACCAUGCCGUUUAUACCAAAAAUAAGAGUUAAACCAAAUGCAAAAACACCAUUACCAGUAAUGAUUACACAAAUAGAGGAUCCAUGGUCAGGUGACCAAUUAUUAUUAGAAAAACAUCCAGAGAUGUAAGUAGACGAGUAGUAAAAAUAUCGUAAAAAAACGCUCAAGAAAGAAAAAUUGUGAAAGUACCUUGAUUUUAUGCCGUUUGUACUUACUGAGGUGUCCACGGGUAGAGGUGUGUGGAAUCAGGCUUUUUUGAAAAUAGUCUUGUAUGGAGGAUAAAAAUUUCUUAGUUUCUGUGCUUGUUUGUAUGUAGACACCAGUUCUAUGAGAAAGAACUCAUAGAAAAUUCUAAAAGACUUCAAUUAAUUCCACAAACGCAUGCUGUUCCAUGACCCACAUUACAACGCAAUUUUUUUUCAUCAUGGGAUCGGAACCAAAAAAGUUUGCUCCCGCACACCUCUAUCCACAGGUGAGAGAUUUCUCCAGAAAAAAUUCUAAAAUUUUUAGAAAAUGUUAUUGAUUACUGAUCGAUGGCGGUCAGAUUUCAUAGGCAGCCUUUGUUUAUUUACUUAACAUCAACCGAUUCUUUAAAUUAGAUAUUUUUUGUUAUCAGUAACGUCUUGUAAGACGAACUAUUUUGUAUGUAGUCAUUUUGUUAUUUUUCUAAUGAGUUUCAUAUGGUGUCUACAUACAAAC
Messenger RNA from Didymodactylos carnosus, 1266 nucleotides. NCBI's taxonomy places the organism in Eukaryota, Metazoa, Rotifera, Eurotatoria, Philodinida, Philodinidae. The record is from the annotation of a GenBank genome assembly.